CGCAACCCAUCAGUCUGUUCUGCCUCGCAUCUCAGCCAACUCCUCUCUCUCUCUCCCCUAUCACGCCAAUUCCUCUCGCCAUGUUCGCUCGACAGGUGUUCCGGCCGGCAAACACGGUGCGGCAGCAUGUCCGUCGAUACGCAUCCGAUCCCCCAAAGAGCGGCGGCAAUAACUCAAUCCUUUAUACCGGCAUUGCCCUAGCCGCCCUCUCCGGUGGCUACUUCUAUAUGAGACGAGGCACCCCCACAACCGCCCUUCCUAAAGCCGAGGCCAAAAAAGUCUCUGGCUCGGUCGCAGCGCCAGUCAAGGCCGCCUUCACGGGCGGAGAGCAGGGCUUCCUGUCCUUGGUGCUAGAGAAGGCCGACAUCAUCAAUCACAACACCAAGAAGUUCACCUUCAAGCUGCCAGAGGAGGACAUGGAGAGCGGCCUACCCAUCGCUUCUGCCGUCAUCACCAAGUACAAGGGCCCGAACAUGGAGAAGCCCGUCAUUCGGCCCUACACCCCCACCAGCGACACUGACCAGAAGGGCUACGUCGAGUUCAUUGUCAAGAAGUAUCCCAAUGGCCCCAUGUCCGAGCACAUGCACAACAUGGAGCCCGGCCAGCGCCUCGACAUCAAGGGCCCCAUCCCUAAAUACCCCUGGUCGCCUAACAAGCAUGAGCACGUGGCCAUGAUUGCCGGCGGAACCGGCAUUACUCCAAUGUGGCAAGUCGCGAAUGCCAUCUUCAAGAAUCCUGAGGACAAGACAAAGGUCACACUCGUCUUUGGCAACAUUUCCGAGGAAGAUAUUCUACUCAAGAAGGAACUGGAACGCUUGGAAAACACCUACCCCCAGCGGUUCAGAGCAUUCUACGUCUUGGACAACCCGCCAGAGCAGUGGCAGGGUGGGAAGGGAUUCGUAACCAAGGAGCUGCUGAAGACGGUGCUCCCGGAACCGAAAGAGGGCGAGAAGAUCAAGAUUUUCGUUUGCGGACCGCCAGGCAUGUACAAGGCCAUCAGUGGGGGCAAGAAGAGCCCAACGGACCAGGGCGAGCUGGAUGGCAUACUGAAAGAUCUUGGGUACAGCAAGGACCAGGUGUACAAGUUCUGAGCAGAUUAUGUAGAGUUUCUGAGAAAUCUUGUACACUAUGUCUGAUGAAGAUAGAUUUCCUUGUCAAAACAGCUCCCUCCACGGAGGCUCCAGCAGGCACAACGGUAUGCGGUUAUGAUAGAAACUACCAUCUCUGUAAUACAUCCCUGAUUCCGGCAAGGAGCCUAACAGACCAAACCCAUCUGCAAGCCUGAUGGUGGUGCAGCGGAAGAGUGUUGUAUUGAUGUAGAGCCUUUAGGGCAGUCAUGAUACAUAGAGGGGACAGGCACUAGUAGAUAGUGGCUUGG
Messenger RNA from Lindgomyces ingoldianus, 1378 nucleotides. RefSeq names its product ferredoxin reductase-like protein. Gene Ontology annotation, biological process: ergosterol biosynthetic process. NCBI's taxonomy places the organism in Eukaryota, Fungi, Ascomycota, Dothideomycetes, Pleosporales, Lindgomycetaceae. The transcript is spliced from 3 exons. Bases 81 to 1091 code for a protein of 336 amino acids. The record is from RefSeq and is a predicted model, not a curated record. Gene Ontology annotation, molecular function: cytochrome-b5 reductase activity, acting on NAD(P)H.